Molecule: messenger RNA, 1656 nt
Organism: Neodiprion fabricii
Lineage: Eukaryota; Metazoa; Arthropoda; Insecta; Hymenoptera; Diprionidae
Exons: 11
Coding region: 1-1656 (551 amino acids)
Biological process (GO): cilium movement; outer dynein arm assembly
Cellular component (GO): cilium
Source: RefSeq, a predicted model, not a curated record
AUGAUGACGUUCUUCACACCGGUGAGAGUUCAAGACGAAAGAUGGACGAUUCGAGACAAGCUGCAACAGUAUCGCGGGAUCCUUAAGUUGUACGCCCGAGAGAAAAAAUUACAAGUGAUAAACGCCUCGAGGGUUAAGAAGAAAGUUUCGCGUGACCUGAAAGCGUUGACUAAAGAUGUGCAAAAUUAUCGGGAAAUUACGAACGACAUGGCGGACGGUAACAAGCGGCAAUUGCGAACAAUCAUGCAGCAUCAUCGGGACUACCAAUUGGCUUUUCAAGACAUGAAACCCGACGAUGCCUACGGAGCAAUUUACCAUCGAAACGACGUGAAUCGCAGGCAACUCGACAAGUUGUAUUACCUGAAGAAAAAGAGGAUGAAAGAAUUUUUUGACCUGAAGUUGGAAUGCGCGUUACUCAAGGACAAAUACGAGCAGGAACAGCAAUACGUGCCGGACUACGACCAUCAGCAUCUAACAAAUCAGUUUCAAAAUUCCAUGGCAAAGCAAAGUGCGGCUGCAGCAAUCAGGCGAACUUACAGCUACAUAUUGGACAUAUUGAAAAAGGACUCGGUGUAUUUCAACGCAGUUCUCGAUGCUCUCGUCGAGGAUCAAAAGUCGCAAUGCAAAGUGCUGAUAAAAGCGACUGAAAUGGGUCAACUCGUGACCGAAAAUUUGGACGACACAAGAUCGCGGUACAAACGCUUGGAGAAUGACGUCUGCGUGAAUAUGAAAGAGCGUGAACGCACUCUGACCAUCGUUAGAUUCCAGGUCGACGAUCUAUGGUCGUACCUUCGGUCACUAGUCAGAACCGAGAGCGAAGUAAACUUCACCGUAGCAAAUGCGGCUGUGACCAGCAGCGAAAUGGUUCUUCAACAGGAGAUGAAGGACUUGGAACAAGUAUUUGAAAAUAUCAAAGAGUCCAUGCUUGUACGUUCUUACGAUGAAAUAUUUCCCAGGUUUGAGGAACAAAUGAAACAGAAGGAACGUCUGAUAAAACAGUUCAAUCACAACGUGAGGGAACGUGACUCGUUUCUAAACAAAAAAAACCACGCCACUCUGAUUCUCGCGACCCUUGAGCACAGCAUGAUAUCGACAACUGCACGGUACAAAGCGGUGAAAAAAGAGAUGCUGGAGGAAAUUGAGGUGCAGAGGAAACGGGAAAUCGAUUUCAAGAAUCUGAGAAAAGUCAGGGGCGAACUGCUGAUGAACAUAAGAGCAGCUUUGCAGAACAUGAACGAAAUGCUGACUUGCGUUAAAUCGAGAACGAUAAAGAGCAAAUCGCAGAAGUCCGAUGAUGACAAAAAGGGAAAACUGUCCGAAGAACAGCGCAUCGAAGAUGAGUUACAGGAUGCCGACGAACCGGAAAUAGGAAAAACCGAAACCAACGGUUUAGCCCUGCUUUCGAAGGUGAGCCAAAAGGUGGGAAUGCUCUCUGGAGCCGGAGGCCCGGACCUCGAUAAGGAUCGGAAGGAAAGAGCGAGGGACAUGUACCAAACUUAUAUCUCUGAGUACAAAUCGAAGCUGAAAUACGGCAAGGAGGCUGAGGUAUCAGGCUUUUUCGUCGAACACGAAGUCGUCGAUGCAUCAAUUCUAACUCGAACCGACGUCAAACUGCGUAGCAGACAAAUUGUCGAGGCAAAUCUCAAGCCCGAAUAA